Messenger RNA from Colletotrichum godetiae, 985 nucleotides. RefSeq lists its product as uncharacterized. The coding region runs from base 350 to 985 and encodes 211 amino acids. The record is from RefSeq and is a predicted model, not a curated record. Lineage: Eukaryota; Fungi; Ascomycota; Sordariomycetes; Glomerellales; Glomerellaceae. The transcript has 2 exons.
GAUCCUCAAUCCUUUUUCUGACGUCUCUUCUGAUCUUUCGAGGUUUCGAAGUCUGAAACACUCCAAGCAUUAUUCUGACUUAUGGGGUUGAAUCGAAUGAUUUUCCGAGACCUUCACUACCACGUUGUUCUUAACAGCUUGAAAUGAGAAGCAGUUCGAUUGCACUAUUAUCCGUUCAUUGGCGUGAGAGACACGAAUCGAUAGGAGAAGGCAAAAGACGUACGACGAUAUCCUUCACGUCCUAAGUACAAGGACUUAGGCAUCCUAUUGCAAAAAGAAAUUCUCGACUUUCUACUGAGCUUCGAGUAGCGUUAUCUCAUCCACAAAGCCUUACUAGGUGGGCGGGAAGAUGGCUCUCUCAUUACUCAUCAGCUUCGCCACUGCUGUGGGCGCUUCGGAAGGUAUUAAGGCUUCCAUGGCCAGAUCUCGUCGGGAGGAGCACCGGAGUCGGAAAAACAAUCUCGUAGUGCACUGUCCCAAGUCGUCACAGUUCAGUCUUUACCUUGAAGGACGCCAAGUGGUCUUAUCUGGCGAUAGACUAUUUGUCGACACCGGCACAGCUCAUGAUGUCCCUUUCGGUCACCCAUUUGAAGGUUACUAUCUUCCAUACCCGGACUCAUGCUUCUCCGGACUGGUGAGCACCAUUACUCACGAGGCACCCAUCAUGAAUUGGGUAUUCAUUGACCCCGUCACUUAUCAAGUCCGCUUUGGUAACCGUGCCAUGGCCGAUGAUAAUGUGACUGGGCCAUGGGAAUGCACUCGACAAGACCGAAGGCUCACAUUUUGUGGAUGGGAAGGCUUCUGCGCAGUCUUAGAAGAUAGUGGCACUUGGGGAUUAUAUUUUGAUUGUGAUGGUGACGGCCUUCGGCAGAAAGUGGAUUGGGAAAGCCGUAUAGUCAUCGAGAUUGAGCUUAUCCGACGGGAAUUGAGAACCGGAAAGCCGGAAUACAUUAACUCUGAGGAGGAGGCGAAAGGCCAGGAGUAA